Hemicordylus capensis (graceful crag lizard) is the source of this 2763-nucleotide messenger RNA. RefSeq names its product androgen dependent TFPI regulating protein (gene ADTRP). The coding region runs from base 292 to 1005 and encodes 237 amino acids. Lineage: Eukaryota; Metazoa; Chordata; Lepidosauria; Squamata; Cordylidae. Gene Ontology annotation, cellular component: endomembrane system; membrane. The record is from RefSeq and is a predicted model, not a curated record. The transcript has 6 exons.
UGUAAAACUCCAAAACUUAUGUAACUGAGCAACUAAUCUUCAGUAAUCUUGGGUAAGGCAUUUAAAUCCAAGGAAUAAGCCUGGUUUUGUGAGCGCGGCGGAACUGCAAAAAGAAAUGAAGCAAGAAAGCAAAGUCCACUCGGAGCUCUCUCUUCUUGCAAUGUAACGUCCGCUCCAUGCGUGCAAAGCUUCCUGUUGUUCUUCGGAGGGCAAACGCGCCUCCAAUGAAUGGCUGCUGAACGUUAGGAGACCGAAGGUGGUUUUGUGCUCUUUGCGACUCUCGGCUCAGCCAUGAAAGUCACCACCCUCUUUGCCUGCCAUUGCCUUGGCUUAGCCUGGUAUGCAUUUCUAAUGCAUGAAAUCUCAGGAAUAACGCGUAGAGGACGGAAGGAUGCCCCUGCCGCUGUCUUACCCUACGGCGGGCACUGGAAGUUUUUGACCGUUCUCAAUCUGCUUUUGCAGGCUGUUUACUAUGGAGUCGCCUUGCUGGUUGAUGCGUGUGUACUAAUGAAGAAAUACCGAAUUGCUAAGUCAAUGUUUCCCCUCAGAGACUUGCUCUUUGGUGCGCUGGCAUUUCCUGUGUCCAUGUUUGUGUUUACGUGCUUCUGGGCAUUGUACUCGUAUGAUCGGGAGCUGGUGUAUCCCAAGGACAUUGAUUUGAUUAUUCCUACAUGGACAAAUCACGCUAUGCACACAACUAUACUUCCAUUGGUUCUCUUGGAGCUCUUGGUUACCCCUCGCCGUAAUCCAUCAAAGGCAAAAGGAAUCAGCUUCUUAUUAAUCGCCAGUGUUGCCUAUGUUUGCUGGCUCCUGUGGAUUCACUCAGUAACUGGGAAGUGGGCAUACCCCUUCUUUGAUUUCCUCAGCCCACUCAGCACUACAGUCUUUUUCCUUGGGUGUGCUGUGUUCCUCUUGUUUUUCUUCAAUAUGGGUGGUUUUCUCUGUCGCAUGAUUUGGGGGGACUCAAUAGUAAUACUUGACAUUUACAAGAAGAAAAGCAAAUGAAACUCAGAUGUUGCCAGAGUGAGACCUGCACACAUUCUGAAAUCAAUGAAGCAGAGAAAGAAAAUCUCUCUGGUUGAAACCAUCUCCCAACCCUAUUCAACAUUUAGUGUCUUCCAAUGAAUGCAGAGAUGCUACCAGAUUCCAAAAGAAGAAAACAAAAACAAAAAACUGAUUUCAGGACACGGAUUUGGGAGUCUGGCUGGAGCUAAACCCAUCCCCACGUUCCAGAGAGAGUCACUGGAUUAAAAAAUGGCAUUCCUUUGAGUCAAGAUAUGUUCCCUGGUCCGCCUGGCCUUCUGCCUGGCCUGCUGAAAUGCCUCCAGUUAAUUCAGUGUGCCAGUUAAUUCAUUGGUGCCUGCCACAGUGUAGAAUCCUCCAAAGCCCUUUGAAGUCCUCCUAGCCUGCACUGCACCCUGCCCAUUCCCCUCCCAUCCCAGUGAAGUCAUCCUGGAGCAAGGAGGAAGGGGCUCUUCUGCACUGCAAGGAGGCUCAUAAGGCUUGGAUGUUCUUGAAUGUGUUGCAUUUCUAUGGGUGUGGGAUGCUCUGUGCAUGUGCGAAGCAUCCAAGGUCUCAAAACCUGCUGCAGCCCUUCUGGUGCAGAUUGGACUCUCCCUGCCAGCCCUGCAGAAUCCUCUAUGGGGGCAGGGGAGAACUCUUUCUUCACUGAGAGGACUGCUGCAAGCUAGGAAGGUUCUUGGCUCUGGGGGAUGUCAGUGACUGCAAGGGUGUGUGCAGGGGCCUAGAGAACCUGAUCGCAUCAGGUUUGGAGUUCAGACAGAACCAGGCCUCUGGCUAAAACAUUUGUGAAUUUAAAUCUACUCCCGAUCAGGCUGCCAUGAUUUGCCCAUCUUUAAAUGAACCUUUUACACUAGAUGAUGACCAACGGGAGAAAAAGGCAUGGUGGCAUGAUUUGAGACAAUCAAAUAAAUCUGUUAUAAAUGAUAGAAACAUACAGAACCCAUUCUCCAGUCUGGAGAAUGGGCUCAGAUGGGGAGAGGGGAGGAAGCCACGAAAAGCUUACCUCCCCCACAGACGAUCCCGCCCAUUGCUGGCUUCUGCCAGUAGCAGGGAGGGGGAAGGGAGGUUUGGGGGCCAGGAGACCCCCUGGAGCUUCCAUAAUGUGCCACGCGAGUGUGCAGUGCAUUAUGGAGCAACCAACACACAAGCAUUUUGCCCGCUUUUGGGGCACCCUCCCGCCCCAAACCCAGGCUAAGCUGCAGGCUCCCUGAGCAGGCUUGCUGCCACGCCGCCACCAGGAGCCGUGCAGUUCUCAGCAGUACACACGCACACCCCGAAAACCAGGAUGGCCUUCCUUAGCCCAGUUUUUGGUGCACAUGUGAAUCGCUUCAUAAUGUCCCAUUCCCAACUCAGUGUCACAGGAUAAGUGUUCAUUCUUAAUUACUGAAACCGAUCUGUAUAUGCCCUGUGAAAUCAAUGUGGCUGCAGGAAGCAAGCUUCUGAAAUAUUAAUAUGCAGAACUGUUGAAAAAAGAGCUAAUGAGAUUCCUGACAAUCACAUGGUUUCCGCUUUGGGGUUUCAGCGAUGGUAAUCCUGAAUCAACAUAAUCUAAUUAUGACAAGUCCAUGUAUGAGCCUACCAAGUAUAUAACUUACAGCACUGUUUAACGUUAAUCUCUCUGCCAUGUUUGACAUUCAUUUACUAAUCUCACUUGCUAGUUUAUUUCUGUUAUUAGCCUUUAUGUCUUAUUAAGCCUUAGGAACAAUUCUUUUGAAUCCGCAAUUAAAGAAAUGAACAUGA